Molecule: messenger RNA, 606 nt
Organism: Emiliania huxleyi CCMP1516
Lineage: Eukaryota; Haptophyta; Isochrysidales; Noelaerhabdaceae
Exons: 1
Biological process (GO): protein N-linked glycosylation
Cellular component (GO): endoplasmic reticulum membrane
Molecular function (GO): dolichyl pyrophosphate Glc1Man9GlcNAc2 alpha-1,3-glucosyltransferase activity
Source: RefSeq, a predicted model, not a curated record
CUCAAGCUUCUGCUGCUGCCGGCGUACCGCUCGACGGACUUUGAGGUGCACCGCCACUGGAUGGCUCUCACGGCGAAGCUGCCCUUUGACAACUGGUACCUAGACGAGACCUCCGAAUGGACCCUCGACUACCCGCCGCUCUUCGCGUGGUUCGAGCGGCUACUGGCCUGCGGCGGCGAGCGCGUCGAGCCGCAAAUGCUGACCCUCUCCGCCGUACCUUACGUCUCGGCCGCGACCGUCGCAUACCAGCGCUGCUCGGUGAUCGCCUUUGAUCUGCUGUUGCUCGGCGGAGCCGCCUCCCUCGCCGUCUCCCUCGCGCCCGCCGCCACCCAGCGCGUCAAGCCGCGGGCCGCUGCCUCGCACUGGCGCUGGCUCGUCCCGACGGCGCUCUCCUUUUGCGACGCCGGCGCGCUCCUCGUCGACCACGUCCACUUUCAGUACAAUGGCCCGAUGAUCGGACUCUUGCUGCUCUCGUGUGCGGCGUUGGUGCGAGGGCGGCAGCUGGCCGCUGCCGCCCUCUUCGCCGUCCUGCUCAAUCUGAAGCACCUCUUCCUCUUCGCCGCCCCCUUCUUCUUCUCGCACCUCCUUGCCGCGCACGUCCUGCGC